UCAUUUUCGUAGGAAUUAUUUCAAGUAUUCUCGUUUUUUCGAUACCAUAAAAAUAGUGAGUUACACCUUUUCCGUAUGCAAAUGAAUUGUUUUAUAAAUGUAUUCUAUUAUUAGGUAUAAAUACACGGUAGUUGAUAAUCUUACUUGGUCGUUUUUGUUAUCUUAAUAAAUGAAAAAGACAGAAACACCCAAAAGUCCGAAUUUUCUCAUACUUCUAGCGUAUUUGGUAAACAAACAUUAUUAUUUAAACUUUGUGACCUACAUAUGUGUAGAUAUGUUUUAUUGCGCACUAAGUAAUUUACAUAGAAAUGAGUGAGACAAUAGAAAAAUUUAGAAAACUAACACAACUUGUCUCCCAAUUGAUAUAAAAUGAAAGUAUACAUGUAGGCAUAUUUUCCCCAUUUAAAAUAUUUAGAUUUAUUGUGCAGUUUUUCUGUAUGUCUAUGGCCCAGCAUAUGUUCCUAUGAUAAAUAAUUGAUCAUUAUGAUUAUAUCCAUUUUACCCAUGUAAAUCUUGUGAGACAUUUGAUCACUACCAAAACAGAAUAAUAUAGAAAAUGAAAAGAAAUUUCCAAGUUUCAUCAGUAAAGUGUAUCUUGUGCAGUGUCUGUUGUCUUGUAUGCUGCAUAGCAAAAUAUUUACAUGGUUGAAAUAAAUUUAAUUUUUUUUAAAUCGCAUUUUAUCCAGUAAUAUAACAAAGAUUAUGUAUCAAAAACAUUUUAUCUACACUUCAAUUUCAUGAGUUAUCUUUUAAAAAGUAAUUAUUGAUCAAAGUUCCCUUCAUAACCCUUGGUUUGCCCUGAAAAGUCUCUGUAAGGUAAUGGCAUAAGAGCAUAAAUUUAACUUUGCAUUUGGUUAAUAUAUCUGUAAUGUACUUCAAAGUAAAGGUGUACUGAAUAUGAAAUAAGUCAAUAUUGUGAUGCUCAACAAAUGUCUGAGGAGUUCUGCAGUCUUCUCACUUCAUCUGGACAUCAUGACCACUAAAGCUUCUCCCAAGAUUAAAGAAUGUCCUUCACCAAAAUUUCCAAUAUGAGUUCCCCAAGGGAUCUUCCUCAGUCUCAGGCAAUGAACAAUGCAGUGAUAUCUGGUUCACCGAGUAAUCAUCAUCACCACUUUCUUAUCCCAAGCCCAGUACCAACUCGCAGAAACAGGACGUUCUCUCAAUCAGAGAGAGCUAAGCAGGGAGAUAUCUACAGAGGGGUUGUGAGGGACUUCUGUAGGCAGAAAGGACAUGGAUUCAUUAUACCCGAGAAUGAGAAAGACACCAUUUUUGUUCAUAUCUCAGAUAUUGAAGGUGAAUAUGUCCCCAAGCCAGGCGAUGAGGUUACAUAUAGAAUCAUUCUGAUUCCUCCAAAGAAUGAGAAAAAGCAAGCAGUGCAUGUCAAAAUUACCCAUCUUGCACCAGGAGUCUCCCACGAGAAAUGGGAUUCUAGCCCGGAUUUGGAAGCUCAGCCCAACUAGAGUCCUGAUUUCACAUCAGUUACUCCCCAGCUCUGAGUGCCAUCACGACAUCAUUUACAGCAUUUUGUUUUAAAUUUCAUUGGACAUUGUACAAUGAUACACUUACAUGUACUUCCUAUUCACGUGCACCUUUAUGGCCAACGCAUAAUUAAAGGAGAUUUUGACCUCUUUUGUAUUGUUAUCUUGUAGUUUUAAAUAAUUUUCAUUGUGCAUAUAUUAAUGAUACAUGCGACAAACAAAUUUUCAAUGCUUGGAUAUCUAUUUAUAGCUCACUUAGCUGAGGGCCAGUAUGAGCUACUGUCAUCACAUCAUGACAUGACAUCUGUUAUCAGUAUUUGUAAACAGUCAUGUUUUAAUCUUUUUAUCCAGAACAGCUGUACUUCUUUCUUGGUACAAAUGUUCCUUUUGUGGUCUUGCAGAAUUGUUGUUACUUUUCGGACAGAUCCAGAUUUUGAUAUGACGAUCCUGGUAAUUGAUUGGAUGAGACAAUUAGAAACCAUCUCCAAAAGGCCUGUGUACCUGGAGUUACCUUCACUUGGCAUUUAUCAUCUGUUGCCUGUCUGUUAUGAGUGUAUGCAAUCAAUUUCAUUUCAUUCUUUUAUGGAGUAGCCAUAUCCCUAUGCACAUUACUCGUCAAAAACGUUCUAUAGAAUUGAAAUUUCACUUUUGGGGGUUAUCCAAAUAUCAAUAUGCUGUCGUGGCAUUUGAUAGGUUGAAGUUAAUAAAGGCAGCUGAGGAAUUCAGGCUCUAAGCACCUCCCGCUCCUUCUGUAGUUUGGUUGCAAACACUUUAUUUAUAGCCUUAUUAUGUUAAAAAUCUUCAGGAAACCACAUCUUGUACAAUGAUGAAAAUAAGGUUUUUACAAAUUAAGUGUGAUUUCUCUUUUUAUCUUCUACAUGUAUUGUCAUUUUUGUAAUAUGGAGAAUUUGUGAUAAUGAUUGAUUAUUCAUUUGAUUCAAACAUGAGUAUUUAGUCAUUAUGAAGCACAUGUAUAUUAAAUACACAUACAUCAGAGGAAAGUUUGUUUGUGAUAUGUAUCCUUGAUAUUUUACAUCGUAUAGUCAUAGUAUCUGUGCUGUAGCUUUAUGUAGAUGAUUAUUUUGUAGAAAAAAGAAAUAACAAAUAAUUUUCCACCUGGGUCCAAUGAAAACUGGACCACUGUAUACACAGAACCGGGUAUUCUUAUUUUGCUUCUUUCUUUUUUUUUCUUUCAUGAAUGAUGCUGCACUGAUUAAAAAGACUGAAGAUUAUCAUGUCAAAAAUACUUCAUUGUUAAAGUACAAUUUAGGAACAUUGUACAUCUUCUGUGUAACAUAUUAAAAAUUGGUUAUCAGUAGUGCUAACUUGUAAUGAGACUGUUGUUGUUUAUUCAGACACUUUAUUUUCUCAGUAUACAUGUAUUAAUAUUACAGUUCUCUGCCUUUUGCAUGAUAAUAACAGUUUAGAUUACAAAGAGUGUGCACCUCUUCUUAUGAUCAGUUUUCCUUAUCGUAGAAUGACCUUUUCUUUUGGACUUUUUGAAAAUUGUAUAUGAAAAAGGGUUUAUAAUGUGAUAUAUUGAGGAAUGCUCAAAACGGUCUUUACAUAUCUAUGUAUUUGUUUGCCAAUAAUAAUAAUAGUCUGUAGAAUGUUCUAAUUUUAGACUCAUUCUUUUUAUUGCAUCCCUAAUGGAAUACAAAUCAUUAAUUCUCAAUUUGGAGAAAGUCCUUCAUUUCAGCCUGUAAGAAUAAAAUCCUCAAAUUGAUUAUUCAUAUUUAUAAAGUUUCUGGGCACACUCAUUGAUACUUUAAAAUGGCUCAGUGAUGUAUGUAAAAUAUGUACACACCAGUAUUAAUAUGUGUAACAACAGGGUUUAUAAAUAAUAUUGUAGUAUAGUUUCAGACAUCUCGGGGGUCCUUUCCAACAACUGCCUCAAUACACUAAGUGGUGUUGUAUAUUUAUGAAUUUUGGGGAGAUACUGAACUGAAAUGACGAAUCAAUCUGGCAAGAUAACGAAAACACGACAUGACACCCACAAUUUGAACUUUGAGGAAGAGUCCGGUAUUUUGACUGGGAAACAGUAGAAUUGUUCACCAUGUGAAAUUUUGUAUAUGUAGUGGGUUGUUCAUCUGAUGUCUGUUAUCCUUUCGAGAAGUUUUGCAUCACUCAUUGUCUUCAAAUUAAAAUUUCAGAAUGCAAAAUGUA
Molecule: messenger RNA, 3644 nt
Organism: Ostrea edulis (European flat oyster)
Lineage: Eukaryota; Metazoa; Mollusca; Bivalvia; Ostreida; Ostreidae
Product: calcium-regulated heat-stable protein 1-like
Exons: 4
Coding region: 1005-1460 (151 amino acids)
Biological process (GO): regulation of mRNA stability
Cellular component (GO): cytoplasm
Molecular function (GO): mRNA 3'-UTR binding
Source: RefSeq, a predicted model, not a curated record